GGCGAUAAUUCGGCAUCGUACUGAUCGGAACCAAAUAUUGUCAUGUAAUCAACAUUUUCUCUACUGUUGGAACUACAAGAAGCGGUGUAACAAGUUGUCCAGAAAUUGACCAUGUCCAGUAAUCAUCCAGGAAAUGUCCUCGUCCAACAAUCAUCCAGCGAAUGUCCACAGUGUCCAGCAAUCAUCCAGGAGUCGUCCACAAAAUAUCCAGCAGUCUUCCAGGAAAUUCCCUCGCCGAACAAUCGUCCAGAAUAUGUCCUCCGAUACGUCGUUCUCCAAUGAUAUUCAAUAUGGACUUCCUUAUGUCAAAGAAAUGCCCAGUGAAUCAGAUACCGAUAUGGAAUAUGUUGGUGAUUCAUUCGAUGUCGUGUCUAUGGGAUGGGCCCAGAAGGAGAAGGAGGCUACUGGUCAAGACAUAAUACAAAUGAUGACACUGGCAGACUAUGACAUGCUGGAUAACCGCCGCGUAAAAAAAAAAGAAGUUCUGAAUCAAGAUCAAGAUAACGAUUGCAUCAAGGUUACUGAAGAACGGUUGCCCUUGACCAAGAAACGUGGGCCAUAUCGAAAGUAUACAUCUAAACGAGUCGAAGAUCUUAUCAAGUACGUGAUUGAGGAUGGAGGAUCGGCGAAGCGGGCUACAUAUCUAGCUGGUACAAACGAGAGAACUGGUCAAAACUACGUGCGUAAAUAUAAAUUGGAUGAAGAGCAGAGUUUUUGAUAAAGUACCUUGAAGACAACACCGAUCCUACUACUUUGCGGAUGGCUGCUGAUGCUUUAUUCAAGGAAUUGGAAAUCACUAUUAUGCCUUUUUUGAAUCCGAUCGAAGAAUUUUGGUAGAAGAUCAAAGGUGGGAUAGAAUUUUAGAAGCUGCCGGAUAUGUUACUUUCGAAGAUUGUCAAGGAUGGAUCCGGCGCGCAAUCACUUUCUUCGAUUGUUAUCUAGUAGGAAAAAGAAUGGUGGUGCGAACUUAAAAAAUAAGGCAACGUAAACUCGUUUUUUUUUUUUUUCUAUUAUCGUAAACUAGCAAAAAAACUCCUGUCCAUCCCUCCCCCCGAAAAAACCAAUAAAA
Molecule: messenger RNA, 1069 nt
Organism: Halteromyces radiatus
Lineage: Eukaryota; Fungi; Mucoromycota; Mucoromycetes; Mucorales; Cunninghamellaceae
Exons: 3
Coding region: 134-718 (194 amino acids)
Source: RefSeq, a predicted model, not a curated record